Xiphophorus couchianus (Monterrey platyfish) is the source of this 5382-nucleotide messenger RNA. RefSeq names its product glutamate receptor, ionotropic, N-methyl D-aspartate 1b (gene grin1b). The transcript has 21 exons. The record is from RefSeq and is a predicted model, not a curated record. Gene Ontology annotation, cellular component: membrane. Gene Ontology annotation, biological process: monoatomic ion transport. Gene Ontology annotation, molecular function: signaling receptor activity; ligand-gated monoatomic ion channel activity. NCBI's taxonomy places the organism in Eukaryota, Metazoa, Chordata, Actinopteri, Cyprinodontiformes, Poeciliidae. The coding region runs from base 380 to 3094 and encodes 904 amino acids.
UCGGGAGCGCGCGCCGCAGAUCCAAGGACAGAGCGGCGCGCGCGCGCGAGCAUCAGGUCACCUGAAAGUCCUCCGUCAUCGCGAGCCCGAACAGAACCGGGAGAACCGGAGCCGAGCCGGGUUCGGAGCCGAUGGAUCGGCGCUGAAGCAACAGGACGAGGCGGAACCGAGUCCGCGGGUCCGGUUCUGAACACGGACUGACACAAUACCCAACCCAGUCAUCUUUGCUGUCACCGAACCGACCGGCACUAGAACCUCUGAGCCGGAACCGAGCAGGAGCGUGACCCGUCCGAUCCAGACCAGGAGGAGAACCGAGCCAACGGUGGAUCAACAGGAGAGCGACGGAACCAGAACCGGGACCCGGACCUGUAGCUGGAUCAUGGCGGCUCGCAGCGUGCUGCUGCUGGCCGCGCUGCACUGCUGCUCGGUGGCGCUGUGCGGCUGCGAGCCGCGCCAGGUGAACGUGGGCGCCGUGCUGAGCCAGAAGCGCUACGAGCAGGUGUUCAAGGACGCCGUGACGCAGGCCAACGACCUCUACGGCAAGGACAAGUUCAAGAUGAACGCAAUCUCCGUCACGCACAAGCCCAACGCCAUCCAGAUGGCGCUGUCCGUCUGCGAGGACCUCAUCUCCAACCAGGUGUACGCUAUCCUGGUCAGCCAUCCUCCGCAGUCCAACGAUCACCUGACUCCUACGCCCGUCUCUUACACGGCCGGGUUCUACCGGAUCCCGGUGGUCGGCCUGACGACUCGCAUGUCCAUCUACUCCGACAAGAGCAUCCACCUGUCCUUCCUGCGGACGGUGCCGCCGUACUCCCACCAGGCCCAGGUGUGGUUCGACCUGAUGAGGGAGUUCAGGUGGAACCACAUCAUCCUGAUCGUCAGCGACGACCACGAGGGCCGAGCCGCCCAGAAGAAGCUGGAGACGCUCCUGGAGGAGCGGGAGACCAAGACUAAAAACAGGAACUAUGAAAACCUCGACCAACAGAACUUUGACUUCAGGAGAACACCCAAGGCGGAGAAGGUGCUGCUGUUCAGCCAGGACACCAACCUGACGGCGCUGCUGCUGGAGGCCAAGGACCUGGAGGCCCGAGUCAUCAUCCUGUCGGCCAGUGAGGAUGAAGCCAUGGCCGUGUACAAAGCGGCCCGUCAGCUCAACAUGACCGGUUCUGGCUACGUCUGGCUGGUCGGAGAGCGGGAGAUGAGCGGGAAAGCUCUGAGCGAAGCUCCUGAUGGCUUGCUGGGCCUCCAGCUGAUCAACGGGAAGAACGAGUCGGCUCACAUCACGGACGCUGUGGCCGUGGUGGCUCAGUCCCUGCAGGAGCUGUUUGAGAAGGAGAACAUCACGGAGCCGCCGCGGGGCUGCGUGGGGAACACCAACAUCUGGCGGACCGGGCCGCUCUUCAAACGGGUGCUGAUGGCAUCGAAGUACCCGGACGGCCUGACGGGACGAAUCGAGUUUAACGACGAUGGCGACCGCCGCUUCGCCACCUACAGCAUCCUGAACCACCAGAAGGCGGGGCGCGUCAUCCAGGUGGGCGUGUUCAACGGGACACAGGUGGUGAUGAAUCCUCAGAGGAAGAUCAUCUGGCCUGGAGGAGAGACGGAGAAACCAGUGGGAUACCAGAUGUCCACCAGGCUGAAGAUCGUGACGAUCCACCAGGAGCCAUUUGUUUACGUGAAGCCGACGCAGAGCGACGGGACGUGUAAGCAGGAGCACACGGUGAACGGAGUCGUGAUCAAGAAGGUGAUCUGUACCGGACCCAACGGAACCAUCCCAGGUCAGCCCAUCGUUCCUCAGUGUUGCUACGGUUUCUGCAUCGACCUGCUCAUCAAGCUGGCCAUGAGCAUGAACUUCACCUACGAGGUUCACCUGGUGGCCGACGGCAAGUUCGGCACGCAGGAACGGGUGAACAACAGCAACAAGAAGGAGUGGAACGGCAUGAUGGGAGAGCUGCUGGGCGGCCUGGCCGACAUGAUUGUGGCGCCGCUCACCAUCAACAACGAGCGCGCUCAGUACAUCGAGUUCUCCAAGCCCUUCAAGUACCAGGGCCUGACCAUCCUGGUCAAGAAGGAAAUCCCCCGCAGCACUCUGGACUCGUUCAUGCAGCCGUUCCAGAGUACUCUGUGGCUGUUAGUCGGUCUGUCGGUCCAUGUGGUGGCAGUGAUGCUCUACCUACUAGACCGGUUCAGCCCGUUUGGAAGGUUUAAGGUGAACAGUGAAGAAGAAGAAGAAGACGCCCUGACCCUGUCCUCCGCCAUGUGGUUCUCCUGGGGAGUUCUGCUCAACUCUGGGAUCGGAGAAGGCGCCCCGCGGAGCUUCUCCGCCAGGAUCCUGGGCAUGGUGUGGGCGGGGUUUGCUAUGAUCAUCGUGGCGUCGUACACCGCCAACCUGGCGGCCUUCCUGGUGCUGGACCGGCCUGAGGAGCGCAUCACUGGCAUCAACGACCCCAGGCUGCGUAACCCGUCAGAUAAGUUCAUCUACGCCACGGUGAAGCAGAGCUCGGUGGACAUCUACUUCCGGCGGCAGGUGGAGCUGAGCACCAUGUACCGCCACAUGGAGAAGCACAACUACGAGAGCGCCGCCGAGGCCAUCCAGGCAGUCCGAGACAACAAGCUCCACGCCUUCAUCUGGGACAGCGCCGUGCUGGAGUUCGAGGCGUCGCAGAAAUGCGACCUGGUGACGACGGGGGAACUGUUCUUCCGCUCCGGCUUCGGCAUCGGCAUGAGGAAGGACAGUCCCUGGAAGCAGAACGUCUCUCUGGCUAUUCUCAGCUCGCACGAGAACGGCUUCAUGGAGGAUCUGGACAAGACGUGGGUUCGCUACCAGGAGUGCGACUCCAGGAGCAACGCCCCCGCCACACUCACCUUUGAGAACAUGGCAGGUGUGUUCAUGCUGGUGGCUGGCGGCAUCGUCGCUGGGAUCUUCCUCAUCUUCAUCGAGAUCGCCUACAAGCGGCACAAAGACGCGCGCAGGAAACAGAUGCAGCUGGCCUUCGCCGCCGUCAACGUGUGGAGGAAGAACCUGCAGCCGUACCCAACGGACAUCACCGGUCAGCUCAACCUAUCGGAUCCCUCCGUCAGCACGGUGGUCUGAGAGAGAGAGGCGCAGAGGGCGAGCAAGCUGCACUGCUGCUGCUGAGCCACACACAAACACACACACACCUUAUGUCUUUCUAUCUUCACGAGGACUUUGUAUUAACUUCCAUUAAUUUAUCAUGCAUUUCUGUAGCCUGACCCAAACCUUAAGACAGCACUGCUCCUCAUGGAGUCCCGGGCUUUGGGCCCCAUGAGGAGCAGUGGGUCCUCACAAUGUAGGGAAAAUGGUCCUUACAAGGUGAGAAGUCCUGAAACACACACACACAUAUGCUCACACAUGUUGGUGUGGGGACAUUUUGGAAAAUGUCCCCACACCAACAUGUGUCCCCAUAAGGACAGGUUACCCUACGGUCCUCACAGUCAUAGCAAUGCACACACACAUCCCCACACACACCCACGCACACACAUGCUCACACACACACUCACGCAUUGCUCCACUUGUAGCCACCAGCGUCCUGCAACCACUCUUUUAUUUUGAAAUAAGUUGUACAGUUCUGUUUCCUGUUUCCUCUCACACACAUAUCAAACGUGCCGACCAGUUCUAGAACCAGCUUAGAGUGGUUUUAAUGGUUAUAGCUCAUCAAUCCAUCAAUGCUGGUUCCUUUAAAUGUCAACAAACACUUCCCUGCUGUGACCAAUCAAAUUCCUGGGCUUUGCUAAGUGGGUGGAGCCUCUGAAGAAGGAAGGAAGCAGCUGUUUCCUCUCCAGUCAGCCUGCAGCGCCACCUUCUGGUCUGGGAGCGCGUUGCUCAGCAUUCAGGAAUAAUUCAUCGUUAACUGAGAUAAAAAUAAUAUUUAUCCCUCAAACUGCAGCGUCUGGCUGUCGGUUAAAUUCAGGUCACCGAUGUUUACAGUUCAGAGCUGCACUGAAGGAAAUCACACAAAAUUACAUUUCUGCUUCUUUAAUGUUGAAAAUUCCCAGAUUUUGGGCGUGCCGUGGUGGCGCAGGGGACAGCGCGGCCCAUGUUUGGAGGCCUUGAGUCUUCGAUGCGGCCGUCGUAGGUUUGAUUCCCGGACCCGGCGACCUUUACCGCGUGUCUUCCCCCCAUUUCCUGUCAGCUUACUGUCCUAUAAGGGCCACUAGAGCCACAAAAGACCCCUGGAGGGGUAAAAAAAAUUCCCAGAUUUUUCACAAUGCAGCAGCUUCAUGAUGUUAGAAGCUGUGGCGGUGGAUCCAGUGGAUCCAGUGGAACCAGGAAGUUUCUGGAUCAGAACUCCAAAUAGAACCAAUAAAAGAGAGAAUUGAUUUGGAAAGUUGUUGGUUAAAUAUUUGAAUUAAAAAUGAAGCCAGUAAUCGACUGAAUUAUUAGUUACUAAUGUUAAUCUUUAAUAAUAAAUAAAACUCAUGCGGUUCUGACCCACAAGUUCAACAUAAAUUUCUUAAAAUCAAAUUAAGAAAAAUAACAAUGAUUUACAUGAAUCAUCUUUAGAUAAAACUUUAAUAAUCAAACAGAAAAAUAAUUUCCUGUAGAUUUUGCCUCCAGCUGUUUCCUCAUUUUAUUGUUUUCAAAUCAUUUUUCAGCAUCUUAUUUUAUUUGACAUGAUUAAUUUUAUUAUUAUAUAAAUGUUGAACUUUUUAAUCCAGAAUUUUUAGCUCAGUUUUAUUUGUAGACAAUGUUAUUGACCUAAAUCCCCAAUUAAUAAUUCUGAAUUCCCCUGUAGCAACAGCGCCCUCUGCUGGCUGGAGUCCGAACAGCCGCCUGAAGAUAAACAGCAGAGCUGCAGGAGUUUAUUCACUUGAACUCUGUUCAGGUUAUUUCAGAUAACUGUUAACAGUUUUAUGAUUAAAUCAGAUAAGUUUAACUUUAGAAAAUAAUUGAAGAAAUUUGUGUAUUUAACAACAUCUUGUUCUGUUUCCAAAAAACGUCUGGAUAACUUUGUGUUUUUCAGUUUUUUAACUCAUAAUAAUGGAAUUUAAACAUAGAUGCUGAUUUAGUGCCAUCUUGCGGUUCUGAUCUUUAUUAAAUUCAAACAAAUUUAAAUAAAAACGAUAAUUUUGCUGCUUUUGACCUGAAAUCAUGAGGAUCAGCUGGAGUCCUCCCUGAAUGGAAACUUCCCACCCAACAUGGCCGCCUGCUUUCUUUUUCUUUUCUAUCUCAUUAAAUCCACACACCAGCCGAGAACUCGACCAGAACCGAGCCCAGCAGAACCGGGUCGUGUUGGACCCAAUGCCAAUGCAGAUCCAAUGGGCUCUUUGCACCUGCCGCGCCGACGUCACAACCGCAUGCGCAAAUGUUUCCGCUCUGUUUCCGCUUUGAGUUACCAUGACAGCUAGAAAAGACAAAGU